UGCUUGGGUAUAAUUCUAGUAUUACAUGACGUUUCAUGUCUUUAAUUCAGCUUCGGAAUUGGGAAAUCAGAUUAGGGUUGAUGACAUUUUGAAGCUCAAAAGACAUUUUAAUGUCUUUUGAGCUCUAACGUGACUAGAAAUUUUCGCCCGCCAUUAAUCCCACAGCCUACGAGAUGGAUGGCUCUUCCCAAAAUGGCUGCACAUGUAUGUGUAUUCGCAUCAAUUUUAUCGGAUUGUGUUCCACAUUCAAAUCCUUCGGUUUCUUGUGCCGUUCAUCUCACCAUUAUCUGACUUGAUGUCGCGUCAACGGUCCAAGCACGCAAACCAUGAUGAUUUCGUGGUGCAUAAGUAGCCGCAUAAUCCGGUUCAGUUGCCGGAUCGCGUUGGGACUCAAGUGGAUUUGGGUUGAACCGGACCGGUGAGUGAGAAAGCCGACUCAAAUUGGGACGGUGCAUUCCCACACUCUUGUAGACGGUUGCAGCACGUCUCCGCAGGCUCUGCAUCUCUUCUUCCUCCCCCUCCGCUUCCCCUUAGAUGGAUCCUAAAACCCUAAUGAGACUUAAAGAACCCCUCUGCGUCUUCUCUUUGCUGCUCAUGUUGGUGGGAAAGAAGGCGGCCUGGGUCUCCGCCGUGGCCCCAACAAUGGCGGACUGUGAGCCGAGGAGCUGCGGGAAUGGGGUGAACGUGAGCUACCCGUUCUGGCUCAGAGGGCAGCAACCAUCCUACUGCGGCUUCCCUCCUUUCAUGAUCAUCUGCGGCAACGGCAGCUACAGCCCCGUUCUUGAGAUCCUCGGCCACAAGUUUUACGCCCUAAACAUCUUCUACGACAACCAGUCGGUCCUCCUCACCGCCGUCGAGUUCUUUGAUGAUUCGUGCCCCUUGCCCUAUGAAAAUUUUGGUUUCGACUCUAGCAUCUAUCCUUUUAGCAUCAGCUCCCUUAACAGGAACAUCUACUUCCUCCUCAAUUGCUCGAAUGAACUCUGGGGAUAUGAAAGCAUAGCUUGUGCUCGAAAUUUGGCCUACUUCGGCGGCGAGUACAACAUGUCGACCCGACUAGACUUGGCUAGCCUUGGUUGUGUGCUUGAUAUCGUGCCGGUAGUGGAGUAUUUCAAUGCGAGCAACGGUGACGCUGCUGCGCUUCUGAGGAGAGGGUGGUUGUUGGAUUGGGCUUCACCGGAUUGUACUGAGUGCACGGCCGGCGGCGGCAGAUGCGGCUUCAAUGAUACCAUGGGGAGGUUCAUGUGCAUCUGCCCUGAUGGAGUUCGUUCCGGUAGCUGCACACAUGUUGGUCAUCUGAAGGCAAAGAUAAAGGGGAUCAUAAUAGGUGUUUCUGCAGCAACUUGUGUCUUUCUCCUACUUUGCACUUGUUAUCGCUUCUACAGGCACAAAAAGAAGCGGCAAUUCCCCCCAUCCUCCAAAUCCCUUUCUCAAAGUGCCACUUUGAAGCCAUCCUUGAUGGAUCCUGAAAUGGACAGUGCCCUUUUGCAGACUCAUGUCUUCUCGUAUGCUGAACUAGAGGAGGCCACCAACAAGUUUGAUGCCUCUGAUAAACUUGGUGAUGGAGGCUUUUGCACUGUUUAUAAAGGUAAGCUUCAAGAUGGACGUACUGUUGCAGUCAAGCGACUAUACGAGAACAACUACAGGCGGGUUGAACAGUUCAUGAAUGAGAUACAGAUCCUAUCACGUCUCCGUCAUCAGAGACUUGUUAUCCUCUAUGGCUGCACGUCUCACCAAAGUCGGGAGCUCCUUCUCGUGUACGAGUUUGUGUCAAAUGGCACUUUGGCGCAUCACCUCCAUGGUUCCCCGGCAAGUCAGUGCAUCCUCACAUGGCCAAUGCGUCUGAGAAUUGCCAUUGAGACAGCUGAUGCACUUGCCUACCUCCAUGCAGUCAACCCACCAGUCAUACACCGAGAUGUCAAAACUAAUAACAUUUUACUUGAUAGCAACUUUCAUGUCAAAGUUGCAGAUUUUGGGCUUUCACGUCUCAUCCCCAAGGAUGUCACACAUAUCUCUACUGCUCCACAGGGCACACCAGGAUACUUGGACCCUGAGUACCAUCAGUGCUUCCAGCUCACCGACAAGAGUGAUGUUUACAGCUUUGGAGUUGUACUAUUCGAACUUAUAACCUCCAAGCCUGCUGUCGACAUGACUCGGAACCGGAGCGAGAUCAAUUUGGCAAACAUGGCAAUAACCAGAAUCCAGAGAGGCGAACUCGAGCAAUUGGUGGACGCUGCCCUAGGGUAUCAAUCGGAUGAGGUUACAAGGAAGAUGAUCACCAUGGUGGCAGAAGUGGCAUUCAGGUGUUUGCAAUCAGAUGGGGACAUGAGGCCACCCAUAAAGGAGGUCCUCGAGGUGUUGCAAGCAAUAGAGAGCGAUGGGAACAGACCAGAGAAGAAGGAACAUGGUGUUGCUGAGAGUCGCGAUGAUGCUGAGUUGCUGAAGAAUACCGAACCAUUCUCUCCUGAUUCGGUCAUGAACAGGUGGACCAGUAGGUCUACGACACCGCAAGCUAGUGAAUGAUAGUAAGAUUAUGUUGUUUCUUCUUUAAAUUUGCACAGGGCAAUCAAAAUGCCCACUGUCAGCAUAUAUAACCUUCUAUUUUCAAGGUCCAGGUUUCUCUAAUGAGUUUGAUUGAGGAAAUGUACAUAGCAGAAAAGAUUUCUGAUCUUUGUUUCACAUAUUUUCAUGCAGCUCCUGUGAGCAUGCUGUUACAGUAAGCUUCUUAGUGUAAGAGCUUCUAUUUUCUCUAUUAAUUAUAGCUUUAAUUCAGUAGGAA
This is a messenger RNA of Musa acuminata AAA Group (dessert banana), 2776 nucleotides long. Its product is annotated as LEAF RUST 10 DISEASE-RESISTANCE LOCUS RECEPTOR-LIKE PROTEIN KINASE-like 1.2. The transcript is spliced from 4 exons. The record is from RefSeq and is a predicted model, not a curated record. Lineage: Eukaryota; Viridiplantae; Streptophyta; Magnoliopsida; Zingiberales; Musaceae. Gene Ontology annotation, molecular function: ATP binding; polysaccharide binding; protein kinase activity. Gene Ontology annotation, biological process: protein phosphorylation. Bases 535 to 2520 code for a protein of 661 amino acids.